AUGGCACUGCUCCUCGGCCGUAAGCUGGAUGUCAUCGGCCCAGAAGCAACACAGCCGUUGACUGCAAGGCUCGGUGAUAAUUUUGGUCGGAGCGACAGCUUCGUUCUCGCGACGUUAGUGCCCAUGGCUGGGAAUUUGGCCUGCGGACUGGCCGGUUCGCGUGUUUGCAAUUCGGCUGUCGCGAAACCAUUCAAGCACUUCCUCGCUAUUCUCGGAACUUUGAGAGCCGUCCUAGAGCGGCGGAUGAUGCCCGGCGAUGGCGUACCCAUUGACGAUCAGUGCGAUGACGAAGACAAGAGCCAGAAGAGGAGUGACCCGCAUCUCAGCCGAUUGUGCAUGUUAGAAUGGAAAAUCCGCCUACGGAGUACGGAGCAUAAAGUCCCCGCUUGA
Molecule: messenger RNA, 390 nt
Organism: Penicillium paradoxum
Lineage: Eukaryota; Fungi; Ascomycota; Eurotiomycetes; Eurotiales; Aspergillaceae
Product: Major facilitator superfamily domain general substrate transporter
Exons: 1
Coding region: 1-390 (129 amino acids)
Source: RefSeq, a predicted model, not a curated record